This is a messenger RNA of Gambusia affinis (western mosquitofish), 2591 nucleotides long. Its product is annotated as inositol hexakisphosphate kinase 2-like. Bases 450 to 1904 code for a protein of 484 amino acids. The transcript has 5 exons. Gene Ontology annotation, molecular function: inositol hexakisphosphate kinase activity. NCBI's taxonomy places the organism in Eukaryota, Metazoa, Chordata, Actinopteri, Cyprinodontiformes, Poeciliidae. Gene Ontology annotation, cellular component: cytoplasm; nucleus. The record is from RefSeq and is a predicted model, not a curated record. Gene Ontology annotation, biological process: phosphatidylinositol phosphate biosynthetic process; inositol phosphate biosynthetic process.
GCGAAGAGGCUCUCAGAAGCAUUGAGUCUACAGCACAGCGGAGCAGGAUACCUCUCUGCUGGUCGCGUAGAUCCGUGGCAUGAGAAGCGCUCUUCUCGUUCUUCUCUGCGUGAAGGGCUGCCUGGGAGAAAGUCUAGAGGAAUAAAAAUCGACGCCAUUUCUCUGCCCCGUUUCCUCUCCAUUUCCUCUUUUCUUUGUUUUGAACCAGCAGAGUGCCCCGAGAGCCGAGCAGAUCAUCACAACAUCAACCUCUGGGGACACCGUGGCAGUAUUUCGCAACAAUCCGCAACCUCAACGCGACACACAAGGAACUUCUGACCAGGAGAUCUGCAGCCCGUGAGCGUCCCUGACAGACAGAGGUCCUCCUUUCCCCAACGCCCCCUCCACAUUCGAGCAUGUGUGUGUGAGGAGGCUAAUGCCCCCCGUAGGGUGGCCAGUGCAAGAGGAGGAUGAGUCCGGCUGUGGAGGCUCAGGCCCAGGAGGCCACGGAUGCAGAGCAGAAGCAGCAGCAGCAGCAGCAGCAGUGCUACAUGGAGAAGGGAGUGAUGCUUGAGCCCUUUGUGCACCAGGUGGGGGGUCAUUGCUGCGUCCUGCGCUUCGGGGAGCAGACCAUCUGCAAGCCCCUCAUUCCCCAGGAGCAUCGGUUCUACAAGACUCUUCCCGCUGCAUUGAGGAAGUUCACCCCACAGUACAGAGGUGUUGUGUCAGUCAGCUUCGAGGAGGAUGAAGAAGGGAAUCUUUCCCUCAUCGCCUACCCCCUGCACAGCGACCUGCCGGCUGACGUCGAAAACAAAGACCCCUCCGCCGAUUGUGAUCCCAAGAGGAAGAUGCUCCACUGGGGCCAAAUGGUCACGUCAGCGCAGAUUUUGGAAAGCGAAAUCUACAGCAAGGACAGCCGAGGACACCACUUUCAAAAAGACCAGGACAAGAGGUGGCACUCGCUGCAGGACUACCUGGAGAUGGAGCAGCCGAAGCAGGACGUGCUGCACUACAGCCUGGAGCACAGUCACAGUAACACCGCCCCGCAGCUCAAACACAACCCCUUGAUCCUCAAGUAUCAGCAGCAGCAUCUGCGGCUCAUGAAGGAGAACGCCAAGCACCACAACCAGUACAAGUUCAUCUUGCUGGAGAACCUGACCUGGCGGCACACGAUACCGUGCGUGUUGGACCUGAAGAUGGGAACGCGGCAGCACGGAGACGACGCCUCUGAGGAGAAGAAGGCCAUACGCAUCCGCAGGUGCCAGCAGAGCACAUCAGCCACCUUAGGGGUCCGCCUCAGUGGGAUGAAGGUGUACCACUCUGACUCUGGCCAGUUCAUAUUCAUGAAUAAGUUCCACGGCCACAAACUGACCGUGGCAGAAUUCAAAGAGGCUCUGUUCAAGUUCUUCCACAGCGGCCGGCAUCUGAGGCGGGAGCUGCUCUCGCCGGUGCUGAGCCGGCUCAGGGAGUUGCAGGCCAGCCUGGAGUCCUGCGAGUCGUACCGCUUCUACUCCAGCUCCCUGCUCAUCAUCUACGACGGUGCGCAGCGCAGACGACAUUUCUCCAGCACCGAAGACGGGCUCUCUGACGGCAAGGAGGAGGACAACGACGACGAGGAAGAAGUGGAAGCUGAGCCUAAAAUGGACGAGGACGAGGAGGAGAGCGAAACGGAGGGCGCGUCCGGCUUUCCUCACACCCCGGCGUCAUCUGGCGACAGCAGCAGCAGCAGGUCCAGCAUCAGCCAGUCCCGCUCGGACCUCCUCAGCCCCGUGGUGGAUGUGAGAAUGAUUGACUUUGCUCACACCACCUGCAGACAUUACCGCGAGGACAGCGUGGUCCACGAGGGCAAGGACAGCGGCUACAUUUUCGGCAUCCAGAACCUGAUCACCAUCAUCUCUGAGCUGGAGAACCACUGCACAGACUGAGCGGCGAGACGAAAAACACAUUCAGGCUCCAAGCCGCAGACUCAGACCCUCGGUCCCUGGAGGGAACUGCUGUAGCCGUUUCUUUACCUCCUCCUGUUUUCACCAUUGAUGCUUUUUUUGUUUGUUUGUUUGUUUUGGUGCUACCGUUGGGACUGAAUAACUGCAAAGAACCGUCUUUGUGAACGUCCCGUUUUAACCCCAGCAACCAAUAAGAAGAAGGGGACGGCCGUGGAUACAAAGCCAUCGAAACGUCUAAGAUCAGCAGGUGUUCUCGUGUCAGGUUUCCAAAGAAAGUGUCAUUUUGCACACGCGCAUGCUCUGAAAGGGGAGCAACGUUUGAACUGAAACAGGGAGAAGCAGAGGACGGAGAAUGUGAGGAGGGAAGCGGCUUUGGUUCUUCUACAUCCUCAUCCUGCCGUCGUCGUCUCCUAAAGCGAAACAAAUCCCAGAGAGUUGAUAGAGAGAUAUUGAUUUAUUUCAUUCGUUUUGUAAAGUAAACUAAAAAGGUCAACAAGAAAAAAAAAAGAAUAUGUAUGGAGCACAUUCCAUAUUAUUAAUGUUAAAGUAAUGAUAUUGAUUAAUAUUAUUUGGCAUGGUUGGAUACCUCUCCCUUGUUGGUUUGUUUGUUUGUUUUUUCCUGCGUUGUCCACGAUUUGUUGGAGGGGAAUUAAAACCUUUGUGGUAGCA